Chlorella variabilis is the source of this 1341-nucleotide messenger RNA. RefSeq lists its product as hypothetical. The transcript is spliced from 9 exons. Bases 1 to 1341 code for a protein of 446 amino acids. NCBI's taxonomy places the organism in Eukaryota, Viridiplantae, Chlorophyta, Trebouxiophyceae, Chlorellales, Chlorellaceae. Gene Ontology annotation, molecular function: ATP binding; metal ion binding. The record is from RefSeq and is a predicted model, not a curated record.
AUGCAGGCGACGCUUGCACAGUCCCAGCUCCAUGGGCAGGCCGUGGCGAGGGCAGUGGUGGGCAGCAGGGCGCAGCAGCGGGCGGCCGCCCCGCGCGCCGCCGCCGCCGCUGCCUCCCUCCGCAGCGAGUUUGUGGCGGCCGAGGGCGGCGACUUCGUGUGCCGCGCCCCCCUGAGGCAGCAGGCCUCGGCGGCGGCCGCGCGCCACGCCGGCCGGCGCACCGCAGCGCCCAGCGUGGCGACGGUGGCGGAGCAGAAGGAGAUCAAAAAGGUGCUGAUUGCCAACCGCGGCGAGAUUGCGGUGCGCGUCAUCCGCGCCUGCCGCGAGCUGGGCCUGCAGACCGUGGCAGUCUACUCCACGGCAGACAAGGACUGCCUGCACGUCCAGCUGGCUGACGAGGCUGUGUGUAUCGGCGAGGCGCCCAGCUCCGAGUCUUACCUCUCCAUCCCUUCCAUCAUCUCCGCCGCCGUCAGCCGCGGCGCAGACGCCAUCCACCCGGGCUACGGCUUCCUGUCUGAGAACGCCACCUUUGUGGACAUCUGCGCCGACCACGGCCUGGAGUUCAUCGGGCCCAAGUCCGACUCCAUCCGCAUCAUGGGAGACAAGUCGACGGCGCGCGACACGAUGAAGAACGCGGGCGUGCCCACCGUGCCGGGCUCCGACGGCCUGAUCAAGGACGCUGAGGAUGCUGUGGUGGUGGCCGCCCAGGUCGGCUUCCCCAUCAUGAUCAAGGCCACGGCUGGCGGCGGCGGGCGCGGCAUGCGGCUGGCCAUGACCGAGGACGAGUUCCUGCCGCUGCUGGGCCAGGCGCAGCAGGAGGCGGAGGCGGCGUUUGGCAACGGCGCCGUGUACCUGGAGCGAUACGUCAACAACCCGCGGCACAUCGAGUUCCAGGUGCUGGCCGACAAGUUUGGCAACGUGGUGCACCUGGGGGAGCGCGACUGCUCCAUCCAGCGCCGCAACCAGAAGCUGCUGGAGGAGGCGCCCUCGCCCGCGCUCACCCCAGAGGCGCGUGGGGCGGGCCCGCCGGGCGGCGGCGCUGCUGCGGCUGCUGCAGCAUGCGCCGGCGUGCAUCUGAUUGUGUGGGGCGCGGACCGCGACGCCGCCAUCAACCGCAUGAAGCGCGCGCUCAACGAGAUGGUGGUGAGCGGCGUGCCCACCACCGCACCCUUCCACAUCCUCAUCCUGGAGAACGAGGCCUUCAAGGCCGGGGACGUGGACACAGGGUUCAUCGUCAAGCACGCCGACAGCCUCAAGGAGCCCCCCAAGAUGAAGAACAUGAGCCUGGUAGCGGAUGCGGCCAAGCGCGGGGCCGCCCGCCGCAAGUCGCACGCCAAGUGA